AUGGAGGGCUGCUCUAUCCAUUCUGAUAUAGGUUGCGAUGGUGAGAUGACGAUGAAGUCUCCUAACUCCAAUGAUAAUGGUUUUGUGGUUUGCGGGAAAGAUGAUUGUGAAUCACCUUUAUCGUCUCGGAACUCUGAAUUUGAAGUUGUUGAGAUAGAAAAUACUGAUGAUGAUAGUUGGGAGAUGGACACUAGAAGUUAUGAUGAAUUGCUUAAAAAGUUCAUUGAAAAUGAGGAAAAGCUAAGAGAUAACUAUUUUAAGUUUCAGUUGUCGGAACAAGAGAUUAUGAAGUUGAAGGUUCGAAUUGAAAAUAGUGAGAGUCAGCUUUAUAAUGUGCGAGAAGAAUUGAAACUUAAAGAUGAAGAGUUGCAUAAACAAAAAAAGCUAUUAGAAGAAGACAUUUUCAUUUUGAAGAUUCAAAUUGAGAAUAAGGAGAUCCAACUUGAUAAUGUGCAUGAACUAUUGGAGCUUUCACAAGAAGAGGUUUUCAAAUUAAAGGUUCAAAUUGAGAAAAGUGAGUUCCAACUUAAUAAUGUGAAGGAAGAAUGGAAUAUGAAAGAGGAGGAGAUGCAAAAACAAAUUGCUGAAUUUGAUACUCGUGUUCGAGAGCGUGGCGACGAGAUUAAAAAUUUGAUGGAACAAUUUGAGGUAGCUAAUGAAAAGCUCGAACUAUCAAAAGAUGAAAUUGAAAUGUUAAGUGAAGAACUUAACAAUAAGUCUUUUGAGACUCGUCAAUUACAAAAUCAGCUUAAAGUGGCUCAAGAAAAUGUGGCUAAAUCAGAACACUGGUUAGUUUUAAAGAGAAGUAAUAUUCAAAUGCUAAGUGACAUUCUUAAAGAGAAUGAAACCAACCAUGAUCUUGAGGUGCACCAAUUGAAGGAUAGAUUGGUUGAUUUGCAAGCAUGUUUCUCUUUGGAGAAAGAAGAGCUGCAUUCUAAAAUUAGAAGUUUGUCGGAAAAUAAAAUAGAGUUGACCUCUAAAGUAGAGGAUUGGGAGAUUAGAAAUAUCGAAUUAGAAAACAAAUUAAGGCAAUAUGAAGCUGAAAAUUUGAAACAAGAAAAGAGAGGCAAUUACACAACUAUGCUUUUCAAUUGA
Vicia faba (fava bean) is the source of this 1095-nucleotide messenger RNA. Lineage: Eukaryota; Viridiplantae; Streptophyta; Magnoliopsida; Fabales; Fabaceae. The record is from the annotation of a GenBank genome assembly.